AUUUUGUUGAAAUACAUAGUAGGUACUAGAUUUUCAGACGAGGCGACAAGGCAAUACUUGGGUACGUAAUUGUUCCCUAAGGCCUAAUUAUCGCCAUAAUACAUACCUACCUCCUCUCUGUAAUUUAGUCACUACUCAAUUUUUUCUUUUCUUAUUCCAUUUUCUUAAUAUCAGACCGGAGGAAACCCUUUUUUAUUUUGUGCAAGUAAGGUAAACUUGCAAAUUCGCAUUUUGUACUAAGCUUCGGUCCUCCCCGGCUAUACCACCCGCCGCCUCGACGAAAUUUUCUCUUAUAAGCUUCCUGACGAUGUUGUGUCGACAACGCCUAUCGCGGCAACUCGUCGCGAGGGGCUCCUCAAGCUUCGUAUCGAGGCUCCGACCCUCUUUAGCAUCACGACAUUACUCAAUAAAUAAUACCAAUAACUUAAACGAACCUGCGAUCGCGUGCUCAAGACCGACGAUAGCUCCGAGGCACGGCGCUUUACUGAGGACAAACUUUUCUACUACCCCCCUCACUAGAAAAGAGAAAAAAGACAAUGGAUUCUUCGACGGGUCCGUGGAGCCAUUAUCAGAAGAAGAGGCGAAGGCAAACUCGGAGAAGAAGAAGACGACGGAGGAGUCCAAAAGUGAAGUGAGCGAAGCCAAAGGUUCUAAUGCAAAGAACCAGGACGGCAAAGGCGAAUCGCAGGACGGAAAGGCAAGCAGCGCGGCGGGAGGCGCAUCGUCUGGAUCUGGCAGUGAUGCGCCUGGAGACGGAGGCCGAAGAGGUCGAAGGUCGACAGCCGACAAAGCGCUGCAGAAACCUGUCGUACCCGACGUAUAUCCCCAAGUUAUGGCCAUACCGAUAGCGAAGCGACCUCUGUUCCCGGGAUUCUACAAGGCGAUUACAAUUAAGGACCCUAAUGUGUCUGCUGCGAUCUUGGAUAUGAUGAAGCGCGGCCAACCUUACGUUGGCGCAUUCUUAUUCAAAGAUGAAAACGCAGACGAGGACAUAAUUAGGGACCCGUCUGAUGUCUACGAUAUUGGUGUUUUUGCGCAAAUUACGAGCGCGUUCCCAGUACACGGAGAGCAAAAUAGCCUCACGGCUAUCCUAUACCCCCAUCGCCGGAUAAAACUCUCCACCUUAAUACCCCCUAGCACCACCAAUGAACCCAAGAAAGCUGAUUCUGAGGCGGAACCUACACCCGAACCGAUACCCCCUAAAGUAGAAGAGGAACCACAACAAGAGAAGAAGGGCGACGUUGUUGCGAGCUUCGAAGAGAGCGCUGUCGCUCCCAAGUCCGAUUCUACGGCGGAGAAGUAUGAGCCAACAUCAUUCCUGCGCAAGUAUCCAGUCAGCCUUGUAAACGUGGAAAACCUAUCUGAAGAACCGUUUGAUCCUAAAAGCCCCGUUAUUCGUGCGGUGACAAACGAAAUCGUAAAUGUUUUUAAGGAGGUCGCCUCGAUGAACAGCUUAUUUAGGGAUCAAAUAUCUACUUUCUCUAUGAGUCAAUCUACAGGAAACGUUGUUACAGAACCGGCAAAAUUGGCUGAUUUUGCCGCGGCGGUAUCUGCUGGGGAGCCCGCGGAACUACAAGAAGUCCUUGCUAGUCUCAAUGUCGAGGAGCGGAUGCAAAAGGCUCUAGUCGUCUUGAAGAAAGAACUGAUGAACGCCCAGCUUCAAUCAAAGAUCACUAAGGAUGUGGAGCAGAAGAUUACGAAGCGGCAACGGGAAUACUGGCUUAUGGAACAGAUGAAAGGUAUUCGCCGUGAAUUGGGUAUCGAGUCUGACGGUAAGGAUAAACUAGUCGAAAAGUUCAAGGAGAAGGCCGACAAGUUGGCGAUGCCCGAAGGCGUUCGAAAGGUAUUCGAUGAUGAAAUCAACAAGCUCGCUCAUCUCGAACCUGCUGCAUCUGAGUUUAACGUAACGAGGAACUAUUUGGACUGGUUGACACAGAUUCCCUGGGGACAACGAAGCGCGGAGAACUUUGCAAUUCAGAAUGCGAUGAAAGUUCUAGACGAGGACCAUUACGGCUUGAAAGAUGUUAAGGAUCGCAUUCUGGAAUUCAUCGCAGUCGGUAAGCUCCGAGGUACUGUCGAGGGCAAGAUCUUGUGUUUCGUGGGACCCCCCGGUGUUGGCAAGACCAGUAUAGGAAAGUCAAUCGCUAGGGCCUUAAACCGAGAGUACUACAGAUUCAGUGUAGGUGGUCUUACAGAUGUGGCUGAAAUUAAAGGUCAUCGACGAACGUAUGUCGGUGCCCUCCCUGGACGAGUCAUUCAAGCUUUAAAGAAGUGUCAAACUGAGAAUCCUCUGAUCUUAAUCGACGAGGUUGACAAGAUUGGCCGAGGCUACCAAGGCGACCCCUCGUCGGCUCUUCUAGAACUACUCGACCCAGAACAGAACGGUUCUUUCUUGGAUCACUACAUGGAUGUCCCCGUUGAUCUUUCUAAAGUCUUAUUUGUCUGUACAGCAAAUAUGACCGAUACUAUACCCAGACCUCUAUUGGACCGUAUGGAAGUUAUUAGACUCUCGGGUUACGUUUCGGACGAGAAGAGAGCCAUCGCGGACAAAUACCUAGCACCUGCAGCUAAGGAGCUCGCCGGGUUGAAGGAUGCAGAUGUCAUUUUAACAGAUGAUGCUAUCGAUGAGUUGAUUAAGUCAUACUGCCGCGAGUCAGGUGUUCGAAACUUGAAAAAGCAGAUCGAAAAGGUCUACAGAAAGUCAGCUCUGAAGAUUGUUCAAGAAUUGGGAGAGGAUGUCCUUCCUGAGUCGGCAGCUCUAACAGAAGAUGGAAAAGCCGCUUUAGAAGAAGCAGAGAAGGAAAAGGAAAAGGAGAAAGAGAAAGAGAACCGCGAUCCGACUUCUCCCGAAGCAUCCGAGAAGGAAACCUCGGAGAAGCCUCGCGUGCCCCUAAAGGUGCCUGACUCUGUUCACGUCGUGAUCAACAAGGAGAACCUGAAGGAUUAUGUUGGUCCUCCGAUAUUCACCUCCGAUCGUCUAUACGACGUGACACCACCUGGUGUUGCUAUGGGUCUUGCAUGGACCCAGCUAGGCGGCUCCGCGAUGUACAUAGAGUCCAUUCUCCAAUCUGCCUUAAGACCUAGUAGUCGUGCAGGGUUGGAAAUCACGGGUAACCUCAAGACCGUGAUGAAGGAGUCCUCCGCAAUUGCUUAUUCCUUUGCCAAGGCGCUUAUGGCGAAGGAGUUCCCGGAAAAUAACUUCUUUGACAAGGCGAAAAUUCACGUGCACGUGCCUGAAGGCGCAGUGCAGAAGGACGGACCAUCGGCCGGCGUGACCAUGGCGACAUCGCUCUUAUCAUUGGCACUAGAGACGCCUGUCAACCCCACGAUCGCCAUGACUGGAGAGCUUACGUUAACUGGAAAGGUCCUCAGGAUAGGGGGCCUGCGGGAGAAGACCGUCGCGGCGAGGCGGGCUGGCUGCAAGAUGAUCAUUUUCCCAGCGGACAAUAUGUCCGACUGGCUCGAACUUCCAGAGAACAUCAAGGAGGGUCUCGAGGGCCGUCCAGCCAGCUGGUACAACGAGAUUUUUGAGGUCGUCUUCCCCAACUUAGACAGGGAGCAAGCGAAUCGAAGCAAGAUCAGCGAAUCUAAGGAGCACGACGCUAAAUCCGAGGGCGACCACGACGAAUAGGAGAUGAUGCGGAGAGUGGAGUGACGGGUGCACUCCCCAUAACCCCUUCGUCAACUUGCAUAUUUUUCCAUAGACUUUUUUUUUACAGUAAUACAUCUGCGGGAUUGGGCCAUCGGGGAGGCGUUUAGGCGGCAAUACGACAACUCGACGAACCGGCUUGGAAGCUAACCCAAUCAUAAAAUGUACCCCCUCACUCCUCACAUAUUUUCGAAAGCAUUACAACUUGUAUCAUACGAUCUACCCACAUACUCUUCCCGUCUCAUGAGCAUAUUA
Daldinia caldariorum is the source of this 3904-nucleotide messenger RNA. RefSeq names its product ATP-dependent protease La. Lineage: Eukaryota; Fungi; Ascomycota; Sordariomycetes; Xylariales; Hypoxylaceae. Gene Ontology annotation, molecular function: ATP binding; ATP-dependent peptidase activity; serine-type endopeptidase activity. Bases 308 to 3631 code for a protein of 1107 amino acids. Gene Ontology annotation, cellular component: mitochondrial matrix. The record is from RefSeq and is a predicted model, not a curated record. The transcript is spliced from 3 exons. Gene Ontology annotation, biological process: protein quality control for misfolded or incompletely synthesized proteins; protein catabolic process; chaperone-mediated protein complex assembly.